This is a messenger RNA of Pestalotiopsis fici W106-1, 1071 nucleotides long. RefSeq lists its product as uncharacterized. The record is from RefSeq and is a predicted model, not a curated record. The transcript has 7 exons. Lineage: Eukaryota; Fungi; Ascomycota; Sordariomycetes; Amphisphaeriales; Sporocadaceae. The coding region runs from base 1 to 1071 and encodes 356 amino acids. Gene Ontology annotation, molecular function: oxidoreductase activity; zinc ion binding.
AUGGCCAUCGAGGGCGUCAACAAAGCCGUCAUCUACUCCGACCCUCCGAGCAUUAAAACAGAAGUCGUUGAAUUGCCAAUACCCAAGCCUGGGCCUGGUGAAGUGCUUGUUCGAUUGGACUUUUCUGGCGUCUGUCACACAGAUUAUGGAAUAUGCACAAAUGGCUUCGAGACGCUGCCUAUCCCAACCCCAAAGGGGCAAAUUGGCGGCCAUGAAGGUGUAGGUAAAAUCGUUGCUCACGGUGAUGGCGUCAAGCAGCCACCGAUCGGCUCACUGGUUGGAAUCAAGUAUGCAGCGAGCGCCUGUCUAAACUGCGAUAACUGUUUAGAAGGAGGCGAAACUACUUGCAGCUCAGGCACAAUUUCCGGCUAUCUCACCCCAGGAACAUUCCAGCAGUACUGUCUCAGCCCAGCAAUAUAUGCAACUCCGAUGCCCGACAACAUUGAUCUCGCCGGCGCAGCACCGCUGAUGUGCGGCGGCAUCUCAGUGUACGCAGGUCUGAAAAGGGCAAAAGUGCAGCACGGGCAGUGGGUGGUCAUCUGUGGCGCGGGAGGUGGGCUUGGCCAUCUCGCGGUUCAAUACGCCAAGGUGUUGGGCGCCAGAGUGUUGGCAUUGGACACGGGCUCAAAGGAAGAGUUUUGCCUGGGCUUCAACGCCGACGCGUUUAUUGACUUCACCAAAUACGACACUGAUGCGGAGCUUGCGGCAGCAGUGAAAAGCGUCACCAAGGAAAGUGCCAAGAUCGUGCUCAUGUGUUCGUCUAGCAAUCGAGCAUACAAUCAAGCUAUUUCCUUCCUCGGGUUCCGUGGCACCUUGGUGUGUUUGGGUGUUCCGGAAGGACCACAACUGCCAAUUGGCGGAGCCAAGGUCGCUGAUCUUAUUGGACUGGAACUGACAAUAUUUGCGAACAAAUCGGGGAACCGAGCUGAAGCAAAGGAAUGCCUGGACAUUGCAGCGCGUGGGCUAGUCAAAACUCACUACCAGUUAAGGCCAAUGGAGGAUCUCACGGCCAUCUUCGAGGAAAUGGAAGCAGGUCAUAUCAAUGGAAGAAUUGUUUUAGAUCUUCGCUGA